GGCCCGCCCCGGGUCUCACGCCGCCGCCGCCGCCCCCUGCCUGCACCAUGACGGUGAUGUCGGGAGAGAACGUGGACGAGGCUUCGGCCGCCCCGGGCCACCCCCAGGACGGCAGCUACCCGCGGCCGGCCGAGCACGACGACCACGAGUGCUGCGAGCGCGUGGUCAUCAACAUCUCCGGGCUGCGCUUCGAGACGCAGCUCAAGACGCUGGCGCAGUUCCCCAACACGCUGCUGGGCAACCCUAAGAAACGCAUGCGCUACUUCGACCCGCUGAGGAACGAGUACUUCUUCGACCGCAACCGGCCCAGCUUCGACGCCAUCCUCUACUACUACCAGUCGGGGGGCCGGCUGCGGAGGCCGGUCAACGUGCCGCUGGACAUGUUCUCCGAAGAGAUCAAGUUUUACGAGCUGGGCGAGGAGGCCAUGGAGAAGUUCCGGGAGGACGAGGGCUUCAUCAAGGAGGAGGAGCGCCCCCUGCCCGACAAGGAGUACCAGCGCCAGGUGUGGCUGCUCUUCGAGUACCCCGAGAGCUCGGGGCCCGCCCGGGUCAUCGCCAUCGUCUCCGUCAUGGUCAUCCUCAUCUCCAUCGUCAUCUUUUGUCUGGAGACGCUGCCCGAGUUGAAGGAUGACAAGGACUUCACGGGCACCGUCCACCGCCUCGACAACACCACGGUGGUCUACAGCGUCAACAUCUUCACGGACCCCUUCUUCAUCGUGGAAACCCUGUGCAUCAUCUGGUUCUCCUUCGAGCUGGUGGUGCGCUUCUUCGCCUGCCCCAGCAAGACGGACUUCUUCAAAAACAUCAUGAACUUCAUCGACAUCGUGGCCAUCAUCCCCUACUUCAUCACCCUGGGCACCGAGAUAGCUGAGCAGGAGGGGAACCAGAAGGGCGAGCAGGCCACGUCGCUGGCCAUCCUCAGGGUCAUCCGGUUGGUAAGGGUUUUUAGAAUCUUCAAACUCUCCCGCCACUCUAAGGGCCUCCAGAUCCUGGGCCAGACCCUCAAAGCCAGCAUGAGAGAGCUAGGGCUGCUUAUCUUUUUCCUUUUCAUCGGGGUCAUACUGUUUUCUAGCGCAGUGUACUUUGCCGAGGCGGAAGAAGCUGAGUCGCACUUUUCCAGUAUCCCCGACGCUUUCUGGUGGGCGGUGGUGUCCAUGACCACCGUAGGAUACGGUGACAUGUACCCUGUGACAAUUGGAGGCAAGAUCGUGGGCUCCUUGUGUGCCAUCGCCGGUGUGCUGACAAUUGCCCUGCCCGUACCUGUCAUUGUGUCCAAUUUCAACUAUUUCUACCACCGAGAAACCGAGGGGGAAGAGCAGGCUCAGUUGCUCCACGUCAGCGCCCCUAAUUUAGCCUCUGACAGUGACCUCAGUCGGCGCAGCUCCUCCACCAUCAGCAAAUCUGAGUACAUGGAGAUCGAAGAGGAUAUGAAUAAUAGCAUAGCCCACUUUAGACAGUCCAAUGUCAGAACUGGUAAUUGCACCGCAGCUGACCAAAACUGCGUUAAUAAGAGCAAGCUACUGACUGAUGUUUAAAAAGCCAAAAGCAAAGAAACUAAAAAGCCCCCACUUAGCAGCUUGAAAGACUUAAAACACCAAACCAAACCAAACCCCCAGUGACCCAGGUCACUCCUUGUAGAUACUUUACUAAAUGGUCUUUGAAUGCUCUCUCGAACUGUCGAUGCAUUGUUGCAUUGCCAAUGUUGGGGGGUGGCAAACCCGAAGCUUUCAGGAGCCAUGAAAAGAGAAACUAUUUUCAUUGUAUUAAAAAAUGGGAAAAGAGAGUGUAUUUUCUAAAACUGGUUUAAAAUCACUCAGUCCAUGAACUUGUCUAGGUAAAAUAAGGUUCAUAUGCUUCCCCGUUUUUAAUCCCUGGUGGCUUCUUUAAAUUUUUUUUUUUUUUUCCUUUAGCUAAGAAUCAGAUGAUCGCUUAGAAAUAUAAAAUUUAAAUUUGCAUGGGACUCCGAUACGAAAUCCUGGCAAACUGCACAGCGCAUUUUAAGAUGGUGCAUCAGAUGUAUUAUGUGUAACAUGAUACACCAGCCGAAACGGGCAACGAACAGAUGUUUUUACUUUGAUCAACCGAACUGCAUAUUCCAAGGUGAAAAAAAAAAAUUACUUAAGACUGGUU
Molecule: messenger RNA, 2130 nt
Organism: Delphinapterus leucas (beluga whale)
Lineage: Eukaryota; Metazoa; Chordata; Mammalia; Artiodactyla; Monodontidae
Gene: KCNA1
Product: potassium voltage-gated channel subfamily A member 1
Biological process (GO): potassium ion transmembrane transport; action potential; protein homooligomerization
Cellular component (GO): synapse; juxtaparanode region of axon; membrane
Molecular function (GO): delayed rectifier potassium channel activity; protein binding
Source: RefSeq, a predicted model, not a curated record